AUGAACGAAAUUUGUAGUGGCGAUGAAAAUCAUGUGGUUCUCAAUGUUUAUGAUGAACCCGAUAGUAACAAUCAUCCCCCAUCAGCCAAAAACAAAGAUUCUGAAAUGGUCUUCUCCAUACCUUUCAUGCAAAAGGUAAUGGGUGAGGUAUUAGGCACAUAUUUCCUAAUAUUUGCAGGUUGUGCAGCGGUGGUAGUGAAUACAAACAAUGACAAAGUGCUUACAAAUCCAGGGAUAGCCAUAGUAUGGGGAUUAGCUGUAAUGGUGUUGGUCUACUCACUGAGACAUAUCUCGGGUGCUCAUUUUAACCCAGCAGUCACCAUUGCUUUUGCUACUUGCAAAACCUUCCCUCUCAAACAGGUGCCGUUUUAUAUAUCGGCUCAAGUUGUUGGAUCGACGAUGGCAGCUGGGACACUUCGGCUUUUGUUUAACGGGCCGGAUGAUGUAUUCAGCGGAACAACACCGCAAGGGUCGGAUUUGCAGGCGUUUGUGAUAGAGUUUAUUAUCACUUUUUACCUUAUGUUUGUUGUCUCCGGUGUUGGUACUGAUAAUAGAGCUAUUGGAGAACUUGCUGGACUCGCCAUUGGCUCUACCGUUUUGCUUAAUGUAUUGAUUGCUGGGCCGAUCACCGGAGCAUCGAUGAACCCAGCAAGGAGCUUGGGACCUGCAAUUGUGUCGAACCAUUACGAAGGAAUAUGGAUAUACGUUACGUCGCCGAUCAUCGGAGCAGUGUCGGGUGCUUGGGUUUAUAACAUGAUGAGGUUGAAUGACAAACGGGACAUCACAAAAAAUGUUUCUAUCUUCAAAAGUUGACCUAAUUGUGCUUAAAAUAAUUUACAAGAUCUAUUGUACAAAUGUAAAUUGUUUAAUUUAAACCAUAUUUUUAAUCUAUUUGUGUUU
Gossypium raimondii (Peruvian cotton) is the source of this 900-nucleotide messenger RNA. Its product is annotated as aquaporin NIP1-2. Gene Ontology annotation, biological process: transmembrane transport. The transcript has 5 exons. Gene Ontology annotation, molecular function: channel activity. Gene Ontology annotation, cellular component: membrane. The record is from RefSeq and is a predicted model, not a curated record. NCBI's taxonomy places the organism in Eukaryota, Viridiplantae, Streptophyta, Magnoliopsida, Malvales, Malvaceae. Bases 1 to 813 code for a protein of 270 amino acids.